AUGUCGCUCAGUCAGGACCGAAUCAUGGAGGAGCUACGCAAAUGGCGCAAGAAGCCUCUCUUCGGAUUCUACGCGCGACCAAGUCGAAACCGCCAGGGUGUCCGCGACAUGAAGAAAUGGGAGUGCGGAAUUCCCGGCAAGGCGGGCACCAUGUGGGAGGGGGGUCUUUUCAAGAUGCUGAUGAUAUUUCCUGAUGGCAGGCCGAUUCAACCCUCCGUUGUUCCAUCCCAACAUCUUCCAAUUGGAACCGUCUGCCUUUCGAUCCUCGAUCCAAAGGAAUCCUGGUCGUCGAAUCUGUCGGUCAAGGAGAUUCUGCUCGGGGUGCAGGAGCUGCUGGAUAACCCGAAUCCCGAGUCGCCGGCGCAAAGCAAGCCCUACCAUCUUUUGAAAAAGCACCCCGUGCGGUAUCGGAAGAAGAUUCGGAAAGUGGUCAAGGAGAACCUGUUCAAUCGUGAUUGA
This is a messenger RNA of Aspergillus fijiensis CBS 313.89, 459 nucleotides long. Its product is annotated as ubiquitin carrier protein. Gene Ontology annotation, biological process: protein sumoylation. Gene Ontology annotation, cellular component: nucleus. Gene Ontology annotation, molecular function: SUMO conjugating enzyme activity. Lineage: Eukaryota; Fungi; Ascomycota; Eurotiomycetes; Eurotiales; Aspergillaceae. The record is from RefSeq and is a predicted model, not a curated record. Bases 1 to 459 code for a protein of 152 amino acids. The transcript is spliced from 3 exons.